GUUACUCGCAACGGUAGCAGGCAAGCCAUCUCCUGCCAGCCGCCACCUUGGGUCCUUCGAAACCCACGAAUCCUACGAAUCCGCGGACUCCUCGGAGCAAUCCUCGCCAGCCUGCGCGCAAGCGUCGCCGGUUUUCAACUUCAAUUAAGUUACUUUAUUUACUAGUGAUUAGUUGAAAGUGUUUUUUUUUUUUUUUUUUUUUUUUUGGGUGAUCCAAAGUUGGGACAUGACAGACUGAUUGGUAGGGGUACCGGCUCCCAAUUCCGGGAUGUUUAGCCAAGAGGAGGGGGACCAGGUGGACCAGGCGGCCAAUGCCAUUUCGGCUGCCUACCGGGCACUGCUCGACUACUAUGCCAAUGCACCCAGUGCCUCGGGUCACAUAGUGUCCCUCACUGUGGGACAACCAUACAACGAUACUGGAUUUGGAUCUGGAUCUGUAUCUGGAUCUGGAUAUGGAUACAGUGGCUUAAGCAAUAGCACUCCCUAUGCCGAGGACUAUUUUGCCACCCAGCAACUGGAAAGCGAGCUGGUCACCGAGGCGGCCAACCUCUACUUCGGCACCAGUUUCAGUUCCGUACCCAGUCCAAGUGCAAGUCCAAGUCCCAGCUCCAGCUCCAGCUCCACCAGCACCACUGGGAUGCCCGUCUGGCUGAUCCCCAGCUACAGCGUGAUCCUGCUCUUCGCUGUGCUGGGCAACCUGCUGGUCAUCUCCACUCUUGUCCAGAACCGUCGCAUGCGCACCAUCACCAACGUUUUCCUGCUCAACCUGGCCAUCUCGGACAUGCUGCUCGGAGUGCUCUGCAUGCCGGUGACCCUGGUGGGCACCCUGCUCCGCCACUUCAUCUUCGGCGAGUUCCUCUGCAAGCUCUUCCAGUUCUCGCAAGCCGCCUCAGUGGCCGUUUCUUCGUGGACCUUGGUGGCCAUCUCCUGCGAGCGCUACUAUGCCAUAUGCCAUCCGCUCCGCUCCAGAUCCUGGCAGACGAUCAGCCACGCCUACAAGAUAAUCGGAUUCAUAUGGCUGGGCGGCAUCCUGUGCAUGACUCCCAUAGCGAUCUUCAGUCAAUUGUUACCCACCAGUCGACCAGGCUACUGUAAGUGCCGCGAAACCUGGCCAGACCAAGGGUACGAGCUCUGCUACACCAUCCUGCUGGACUUCCUGCUGCUCGUCCUGCCGCUGCUGGUGCUCUGCGUGGCCUACAUCCUGAUCACAAGGACCCUCUACGUGGGCAUGGCCAAGAAUAAUGGAAGGAUUCUGCAGCAGUCGGCGCCCGCAGUUGGUGGAAAUGGAGGAGGAGGAGGUGGUGCAACCACUCCCGGCACAAGUGGCAGUAACAACUGCAUCCUCGUCCUGACCGCCACCGCAGUCUUUAAUGAGAAUAGUAACAACAACAAUGGGAAUGCAGAGGGCUCCACGAAUACAGCAACGACAACUUUGACAACGAGAGCGGCGGCACCAACUGUGAUCACCACCACGACCACGACCACGGUGACGCUGGCCAAGACCUCCUCGCCAAGCAUCCGUGUCCACGAUGCGGCCCUUCGCAGAUCCAACGAGGCCAAGACUCUGGAGAGCAAGAAGCGGGUGGUCAAGAUGCUGUUCGUCCUGGUGCUGGAGUUCUUCAUCUGCUGGACCCCACUGUACGUGAUCAACACGAUGAGCAUGCUGAUUGGGCCGGUGAUGUACCAGUACGUGGACUACACGGCCAUCAGUUUCCUGCAGCUGCUGGCCUACUCCUCCAGCUGCUGUAAUCCGAUCACCUACUGCUUCAUGAACGCCAGCUUCCGACGGGCCUUUGUGGACACCUUCAAGGGUCUGCCCUGGCGUCGCGGCGGAGGAGGAGGAGGUGGUGCGGGUGCUGGUGCCGGUGCCGGAGGACUCUCCGUCAGCCAGGCGGCUGGCUAUCCGACCUAUCCGAAUGCCACCAACAUCAGUCUCAAUCCCGGCCUGGCCAUGGGUAAGGGCACCUGGCGGACGCGGUCGCGCCACGAGUUCCUCAAUUCGGUGGUGCACACUACAAACGCCGCCGCCGCCACCUCCACCGACAGUCCUCAGCUAUAACCUGUAAAGGAUUCACCAAGGUUCACCAUGUAAAUAUGUACCAUAUACACGAAUUGUGUUUCACGGGAAACAUGCAUUUUUUUUUUACCUACUUGUGAUUAUCAUCGUACUCGUAAUUGUUUUAAUUGAACUUCCUAAGGUUGCCGCAAAUAAACAGAGUCAAAACUUAAAGAGUUUCGCUGGUUGUAUAACUAUGUACUUUGUACCAUAAACGAAAUGUGUGUUUUUGCUACUUACUUGUGAUUAUGAACUUCCUUGGGAAGCCACAAACAAGAACAUAGUCAAAACUUAUAAUGUUUUGCUGGUUAAGGCUGGAGUGUUUAUUCUGGAGGUUAAGUGGUUGUGUACCAUAAACUAAGUGAGUGUAUUUGUAACCUAGUUCUGAUGAUAA
Drosophila gunungcola (fruit fly) is the source of this 2450-nucleotide messenger RNA. RefSeq names its product cholecystokinin receptor type A (gene CCKLR-17D3). Gene Ontology annotation, molecular function: neuropeptide receptor activity; gastrin receptor activity. The record is from RefSeq and is a predicted model, not a curated record. Lineage: Eukaryota; Metazoa; Arthropoda; Insecta; Diptera; Drosophilidae. The transcript has 5 exons. The coding region runs from base 269 to 2059 and encodes 596 amino acids. Gene Ontology annotation, cellular component: membrane. Gene Ontology annotation, biological process: neuropeptide signaling pathway.